This is a messenger RNA of Closterium sp. Naga37s-1, 1242 nucleotides long. Lineage: Eukaryota; Viridiplantae; Streptophyta; Zygnematophyceae; Desmidiales; Closteriaceae. The record is from the annotation of a GenBank genome assembly.
AUGGCGGUCGUUAUCUCGCUUAACUUCUCCGCCAUGGCGCACAUCGCGCUGGCCAUGGGCGUGUUGGACAGCGAGUGGGAGGAGAAGCUAUGGCAGGAGUUUUGCAACCAGAUCCUCAACGCCGUCGGCACGCUCGGCUGCCUCGUCGUGCACCCGCUGCGAUGCUACUACCUCGUGCGACUCUGGCGAUGGAGUCGCGAAGACGUCGCCAGCCUUCGCGCGGUGCUGUCGGCAGCGGGGCCGUUCGUCGCAAAGCCCGACGAGCGGUGGCAUCUGGGCGUCGUGCUGAUACUCCUACAGCUCAACUGUUUCGGCCAAUACGCCAUCGCGCUUUUCAUGUGGUUCGUCUCGGAACCUGAUCGACCUCUCGUUCUCCUCGGGUUCAUCGUGUUUAUCGCGCUCGGAUCGCUUAUCGCGGCUGGGAUCUACUGCUCCUGGAGCCCUCUCGGCUGGCCUACUGAGUCUAAGCCUGAGAAGAAGGAAAGGAAUCGCGGGAAAUGCGGCGGUCGUGUCGUUCCCGUGACGAGCGCCGAGGAAGACGGCGGCACUGCUGCCGAUGCUGCGGAGGAGGGAGCGGGUCUGUGCGGGAAGUGCGGGGGCGUGCUGUGCGACAGCGCCGCGGACGACGGCGCCGGCGACGACGACGACGACGACGAUGUGGAUAGGGUCGCACAGAAGCAAGGGCUGUACGUGCGACUGGACGACGCGAGCGCGGCAGGAAAGCAGAAACCGCACGAGUGGAAAACGCCCACGUGGCAGCCGAUGGGGGAGCUGGCGCGGCCGCAAUGGCAAGGCUCGGCGCUAGACUGCUGCGCGGACGGUGUAGGCUCGGCGGUUUGGACCACGCUCUGCUGCUUCUGUGUGCACGGACGACACGUGGAGCGAGCUGGGUUUGGCAACAAGAUCUGGAUCGUGUUCGGGCUGGGGAUUCUUGUGACGAUUGGCGGGGUGACUUAUGGCGGGUACUGGAGGUGGAAGUUGAGGAGGACGUUUCUGUUGCCAGAAGAGGAGUGGUGCUGCGGGCACAAGGCAGCUACGGACUUUGCGUCGUGGUACGUGCUGCCGUGCUGCUCGCUGUGCCAAGAGAUGCGCACCGUGCGGCACUACCGCCUCAACAUGCUCCCACACCUGCCCGAUGAGACCCCGGGCGAGGCGCAAGGGGCGGGGCAGGGGAAGGAGAUUACUGUGCUGACCAUGGUGCCCGCUACUAUUUGCAUGGAGGCCUGUGCGAUUUGUGUGUAA